Molecule: messenger RNA, 2058 nt
Organism: Elephantulus edwardii (Cape elephant shrew)
Lineage: Eukaryota; Metazoa; Chordata; Mammalia; Macroscelidea; Macroscelididae
Gene: MAX
Product: MYC associated factor X
Exons: 5
Coding region: 206-688 (160 amino acids)
Biological process (GO): positive regulation of transcription by RNA polymerase II
Cellular component (GO): RNA polymerase II transcription regulator complex
Molecular function (GO): DNA-binding transcription factor activity; protein dimerization activity
Source: RefSeq, a predicted model, not a curated record
UGCUUGCCGCCGUUGAUCCGGUGCUGCAGUGAGGAGGUGGUUCUCGCCCGUGUUGUGUGAGUGAGCGAGUGAGUGAGUGAGUGAGUGAGUGUGUGAGUGUGUGUGUGUGGGGACUCGGCUUGUUGUUGUCGGUGACUUCCCCCUCCCUUCCACCCCUCCCCUUUCCCCGCCGCUGCUGCAGUGGCCGCUCCCUGGGCCAUAGGAAAUGAGCGAUAACGAUGACAUCGAGGUGGAGAGCGACGAAGAGCAACCGAGGUUUCAGUCUCCGGCUGACAAACGGGCUCAUCAUAAUGCACUGGAGCGGAAACGUAGGGACCACAUCAAAGACAGCUUUCACAGUUUGCGGGACUCGGUCCCAUCACUCCAAGGAGAGAAGGCAUCCCGGGCCCAAAUCCUAGACAAAGCCACAGAGUAUAUUCAGUAUAUGCGAAGGAAAAACCACACACACCAGCAAGAUAUUGAUGACCUCAAGCGGCAGAAUGCUCUUCUGGAGCAGCAAGUCCGUGCACUGGAGAAGGCGAGGUCGAGUGCCCAACUGCAGACCAACUACCCCUCCUCAGACAACAGCCUCUACACCAACGCCAAGGGCAGCACCAUCUCUGCCUUCGAUGGGGGCUCGGACUCCAGCUCAGAGUCAGAGCCCGAAGAGCCCCAAAGCAGGAAGAAACUCCGGAUGGAGGCCAGCUAAGCUAACCGGGGCAGGCCAGCAAUAAAAACUGUCUGUCUCCUCCGUCGUCUCAUCCUCCUUCAGUUCAUCGUUAGAACCCUUUAAGAGACUCUUUAUUUUUCUUAUUAUUUUUUUUUUAAUUUUUAUUUUUACAUAGAAGCUCUUGGACAACAGCUCUCGUUCUCCUCUAUUUCCAGUACCUUUUUUUUUUAAAGAAUACGUUUUUUUUUUUCCCCUUCAGGGAUUCCCUGUUCCCACCAGGAAUUUUUAAACCAAAACACCCCAACUUGGCAGCUUUUUCUGUGGAGGACAGACGGCCAACCGGACCUCUGAGCACAUGGUGUCCUAACCACCCCACCAGCUCCCCCAGCCCUGCCGGGCACCGCCGCCUGGAGGACUUCUUCCCCUCACAGGCCUCUCCUUCCUGUCUGCCUUCACCUCUGUUUGAUAGACUUUGUGAAUCUGUGAACUGCUCUACAUUGAGAAGAUGAUGAGUUUGGAAUAAUCAGAAUUAUCCCUGUCACCCCACCCUUUUUUUUUUUUUUAAGUAUUUUGUUUUUCUUUCUUAAAAAGCUAUUUAUCACUCUUACUGAAAGACCAGAUCCUUGACAUUUGUCAUAGAAAAGUGGGGCCAGAUUUGCUGCGCUGUCUUGGGCAUGUUUCACUCCUGCUUCUCUCAGCAGCUGUCCUGAGCUUGUGUUGGUGGCGGUGCAGAGGGCCACAGGUCCCUCUGGUACGUUUGGGAGAAAGCAGUAGUGAAGUUAGUCACCAGGGAGUUGGUAGUAGUGGGUGGCUUUAUUGUUGGGUGGAACAGGGAGGGGGAGUCUAGGACGGGGGUAGAAAUUUUAUAUUGAGGGCCAGUGAUAAUGUUUUGAUAUUUAUUUCCUGCUUCUGAAAUUUGAAUCUGAGUGAAUUAGCCCUAUUUCUGAUGAUGUUGGUAUUGCAAAGCAACAGAUUCAUAAAGUAAUGAUCAAAUCAUACUUCCCGUGUGCAUUUCUAAGAAAUAGAGCCAACUGAUUUUGUAUGUAAAUACCAAGAGCAAUUUACCUGGUACUAAACCCGCGCACAGCGGUGCAGACCCUUCCUCUCCUCGCCCCCUUCCUUCCGUCCGGGAACCUGUCUCCUUUUUGUGAUCCAGCCCUGGUUCUGGCUGUGGUCGACAGAUCCCAGUGAAGGGUUUUGAGUGUUUAGGCCUCAUUUCUUUGUCUUUUUCCUACUCCGUUCCUGGCAUUCGCUGAUUUCUAGUGUAUACUCUGUAGUCUCAGUCUGUGUUUGAUUCCAUUCCAUGGAAAUAAAAAGUAUGUUGUACAUACUGCAGAAGAAUUGUCUUGCAAGUUAAGGCUUCCCCCUUUACUAUAAGACUAUAAAUAAAAACUUAUUUUAUCCUUCUU